Messenger RNA from Trametes versicolor FP-101664 SS1, 174 nucleotides. RefSeq lists its product as uncharacterized. The coding region runs from base 1 to 174 and encodes 57 amino acids. Lineage: Eukaryota; Fungi; Basidiomycota; Agaricomycetes; Polyporales; Polyporaceae. The record is from RefSeq and is a predicted model, not a curated record. The transcript is spliced from 2 exons.
AUGGAUGGCUCGCGCAAUGCUGGACCAACGGAAGUCUCAGUGGUCGGACUGAGCGAUUCGGCAGGUAGGUCAUCCAGCGAUGCGGCGAUUUGGAAUAGGGACGAAGACUCAUCAUCGACCCCCGAAGGAGACCUCGCCCGUACAUCGGAGCAGCUUUGGCCACCGAAUGUAUGA